GGCAACCAACCACAGUUGCGGCAAAUGUGUUAUUCAACGUGGCAACUUAAGCGCUCAAGUGUUGCGCUCAUGCAGCUCUGUUCUAGAGGUAAUAUACUGUCGGGUUUACCCAUAUGCACUGUAGUUUAGUUCUUUCACAACAGCUCACCUCGCAGUCUCUGUGCUGUAUCCAACAGCAUGUGACACCAAAGUAAGUAAGAUAGAACCUCACGAACAGAAAAGGUGAUUUAAUUGAUGAAAAACGCAUAUUCAAACAUUUGCGUCAACAUUCCCAAGCGUUUUUAUCUUCAACGUUUUGGGACCAGCCUCUAUUUGUUUUACGGACCCGUUGUAUUGAAAGGUCCUGCUUGCAAUCGAUUUUUUUCUUGACAUUAAUAACUUGGACAUUUACAGCUGUGCUCUCAAGGAGAAAGGCUGUACAGUAUACACUUUAUUCAAAGGGACUAAGCGCACAAUAAGGACUCACCGUUAUUUUUCUUGCUCUUGCGUAAAGGGAAAUUCAAGGCAACCAUGGAAGUUUGUAAAGGUCGUUUUCUUGGUAUCUCCGUCGCUGUUGCUCAUGGAUUUUUCUCGGGAUCGUUGAACAUUUUGCUAAAAUUUCUCAUCACGACUUAUAACUUCAACUACCUCACUCUCAUCCAGUGCCUCACCAGCACAUUGGCGGCGGUUACACUUGAGAUACUAAGGAGACUGGGAAAAGUAGACAUACCCCCGUUCAGCCUCCAACUAGCCAAAGUCUUCGGAAGUGUUUGUAUUCUGUCCACAUUACAGUCCACUCUGACACUAUGGUCUCUCAGAGGACUGAGUCUACCCAUGUAUGUGGUUUUCAAACGUUGUCUACCGUUGGCCACCCUGGGUAUCGGCGUGUGCAUUCUGAAGAACGGAACCCCAUCAGUGGGGGUCAUAACGGCGGUGCUCAUCACUACCGGAGGAGCAGCUUUAGCUGGGUCUGGUGACGUGACGGGUGACCCGUUUGGCUACGUGACGGGCGGCCUGGCUGUGAUCAUCCACGCCUCCUACCUGGUCCUGAUCCAGAAGACCAGCAUAGACAGUGAAUAUGGCCCCCUCACGGCCCAGUAUUCCAUCGCCAUCAUGGCCUCCCCAGUUCUCUUAAUCUGCUCCAUCGUCAGCAUGGACUCCAUCAACAUGUGGAGCUACACGGGCUGGAGUAACCCCUUCAUCUCUGGCAUCUUCUCCAUCUGCAUCAUCAUCGGCUGUGCCAUGAACUUUACCACGCUGCAGUGCACCUACAUCAACUCAGCCGUCACCACCAGCUUUGUGGGCGUGGUAAAGAGCAUCGCCACCAUCACAGUGGGCAUGGUGGCCUUCAGCGACGUGGAGCCCACCAGGCUGUUUGUGGCCGGCGUGGUGGUCAACACGGUGGGUUCGAUCACCUACUGUAUCGUCAAGUACUUUGAGACCAGGAGGAAGACCCUCUACCAGGACCUGGAGGAGCAAAGCAAGGACGAAACUCUGCCUGGACAGCCUUACAUCGAGAAGAAGCCACCCAACGGAGACCUGGAGCCCCUGCCCAAUGGUCGCAGAGGGUCUGACGGAGGAUUGAUCGAAGGAUCUAUCCCCACACAGGAGCACCUACUCAAUGAUCAGCGCCUCAGUGACUACCCACCUCAAGACACCAGCAACAGUAUGGAGUUUGUAGAACUCCAGAGAGAGGCCUUCCAUAGCGAGAACCGGGCCAGCCCGUCUGUGAGUGACAGUUACGUGGGGGUGUGGAGGUCCAUCCGUAACCUGAAGUUCUUCAAGAAAGACACCUUAAUAGAUAAUAUGGAGGUGCAGAGCCCUUGAUGGGGAAUCUCUAUUUUCAAAGGAUGCAUGUUUUGUCAGUCCUUUAUGUUUCUAUUUAUUUGUAAGACUGCUUUGACAUUGCACACUGAUGAAUGUUUUUGAGAUCCGUUUUUUUUUUUGGCAAACAUGCUCUUAUGGAAGCAAAAAAAUAUUUUUAAGAAGACGGAAUGUUCAUAUGAACUGGAUAAAAAUACUGACUAUUCUUUAAAAAGAAACAUUUGUUUUAAUGUUUUAUAUUGAUUUUAUCAGUUAUAUUAAUAACAGGUGAAUAAUUGAUAGUACAUCGUGUAAGGUUGAAAUUUAUAUGUUAUGACAUGUUAUAAAAAAAAUAUGAAUAAUUUAUUUGCACGUAAUGUUACUGCCUGUCCUGAUUCUGUAAGGUCCAUGAAUUGUGAUGUUUGGCAAGCGAAAAGCAAUAGCAACUGCCAUUUGCAUGAACAAUGCAAAUGUCAAUUUACACCAUUUUUAUGAGACUGUUCCACUGGGAAGUUGGCUUCUUCUUUAUGAUAAAACCAUUAGAGUGAAAUGCAUGGUAAUUGUUUUAGCCAUAUUGCCUUUCCAUUGAGGAAUCUUCUUGAAUUACCAACAAUAGAUAGCUGUUGUGAUAAGGUUCACUUAUUAUCAACGCUAUAUAGGCGUACUGAAAGCGUCUCCCAGGGGCAGAUUGUGAGGACAUCAUUAUGGGUAGACCACAUCGAUCCUUAAUGUCAAUAUUAGAUUGGAAAGAGAAUUACUUCUGUCUCUACAGAACACAUGGCUCAUUAGUCAAAGUAAACCACAACAAUUCCCGUAGAGAAGAUCUGAGCUGUUGAAGAAAACACAGCUAUUUCACAUCACCCCCAAGGAGGAUUCCUGUGUCGUGAUUCAAAGUAAUACUGUAUACAUAUCUGAAAGCUAAUGCAUUUUCCAGCAUGUUUUAGAAUACUUCCUUAUCUAAAUGCAUGCAGUGAGAGGAUGUUUGUGUCCUUCCAGAGUACCUGCAGUGGAGAGGAGAGGGAGAAGCGUGAGCAAUCUGUCCCCCUUACCAACCAGAAAGAGGCCUGCAGUCAGCACUUUAGCUGCAGGAAAAUCCAUCCCAAAGUGCCUUUGAAAUCCUUCAGUGGGACUCUGGAAGUACAGAUAGACCAGGGGAAAAAAAUAACCGGACUUGGAAAAUAAAAAAUAAAUAGGCGAUUCUGAUUGAGAAAGGGGAGUUUUUUCCACAUCCUCUCAUUUUGGGGGGAAAUAGAGAUGAAUUCAGACAAAUGUACAGGAAAGGAAACAACAUGCACACAUCGGAGUGGUUUUUGAAUUAAACAAUAUUCAACAUUGGAUCGUCUGCUGCACUCCAGUAUUGUCUACUUUCAAUUAUGUUAUCUAGGUGUUUCUCUAUGUAGACCACUGAUUGUGGAAUCAAUCACAGAGUGAUAGUUAAACACCUCAUUAACCAAAUCUGCAUGGAUUCUCCAUACAAUCCAUACCAUACAGCUACACUUUCUAAUGUUGGCCUGCCCAUCAACACAGCCUCUGUCUCAUCCUCAUUUAUGUGAUAAGCAAAAGGUACUUUAAUAAAAAUGCCAUCUUUUUAGGAGACGUUCAUUCCCAUUUCCCAUUUUUGCUAGCAAAAAGUUUACUGAAAGUAUUUUACUAAGAAAUGCCAUGGUAGAGAGAGAGGGGGAGAGAGAGUCAUAUUUCCAUAAAAUGGA
Molecule: messenger RNA, 3491 nt
Organism: Oncorhynchus tshawytscha (Chinook salmon)
Lineage: Eukaryota; Metazoa; Chordata; Actinopteri; Salmoniformes; Salmonidae
Product: solute carrier family 35 member D3
Exons: 2
Coding region: 511-1806 (431 amino acids)
Cellular component (GO): Golgi apparatus
Molecular function (GO): antiporter activity
Source: RefSeq, a predicted model, not a curated record